This is a messenger RNA of Polyodon spathula (Mississippi paddlefish), 1646 nucleotides long. RefSeq names its product calcium-binding mitochondrial carrier protein SCaMC-3-like. NCBI's taxonomy places the organism in Eukaryota, Metazoa, Chordata, Actinopteri, Acipenseriformes, Polyodontidae. The record is from RefSeq and is a predicted model, not a curated record. The transcript has 9 exons. Gene Ontology annotation, biological process: transmembrane transport. Gene Ontology annotation, cellular component: mitochondrial inner membrane. Gene Ontology annotation, molecular function: ATP transmembrane transporter activity; calcium ion binding. Bases 120 to 1274 code for a protein of 384 amino acids.
GUGUGUGUGUUUUUGUGCUGUAGCAGAUUCUGCAGGCGGGGGACACUAACCUGGACGGGCAGCUAGAUUUCGAGGAGUUCAGUCGGUACCUGCGGGAGCAUGAGAAGGAGCUCAGACUCAUGUUCCGCAGCCUGGACAGGAACAACGACGGGGAGAUCGAUGUGUCUGAGAUCCAGCAGUCUCUGCACAGUCUGGGGGUGUGUGUGUCCUACGCAGAGGCAGAGAAGAUAUUGCACAGUAUGGAUAAAGAUGGGACGAUGACUAUAGAUUGGAACGAGUGGAGAGACCACUUCCUGUUCAACCCCAUCACCAACAUGGAGGACAUCGCAUAUUACUGGAAACACUCUGUGGUCCUGGAUAUCGGGGAGUGUCUCACGGUCCCGGAUGAAUUCUCGGAGCAGGAGAAGCGCACAGGGAUGUGGUGGAAGCAGCUGGUGGCAGGGGGGAUGGCAGGAGUUGUGUCCAGAACGGGCACCGCUCCACUUGACCGACUCAAAGUGUUCCUGCAGGUGCACGGUUCGAGGGAUCGCAGCCUGCAUGUGCUGAGGGGUCUGCGGGAGAUGGUUGCAGAGGGGGGCUUACGCUCGCUGUGGCGGGGGAACGGAAUCAACGUUCUCAAAAUCGCACCCGAGUCCGCCAUCAAGUUCAUGGCUUACGAGCAGAUCAAGCGAGUGAUCAAAGGCAACGAGGGGACGUUGCGGGUGCAGGAGCGCUUUGUUGCGGGGUCCCUGGCAGGGGCAACAGCACAGACCAUCAUCUACCCCAUGGAGGUGUUGAAAACACGUCUGACCCUGCGUAAGACUGGCCAGUACUCUGGCAUGUGGGACUGUGCUCGACAGAUCCUGCACAGAGAGGGGGUGCGGGCGUUCUAUAAGGGGUAUGUCCCCAACAUGCUGGGCAUCAUCCCCUACGCAGGCAUCGACCUGGCCGUGUACGAGACCCUAAAGAAUGCCUGGCUCCAGAACUACAGCCACAGCUCUCCUGACCCGGGGAUCCUGGUUCUGUUAGCCUGUGGCACGACCUCCAGUACCUGCGGACAACUUGCCAGCUACCCCCUCGCACUGAUCCGAACCAGGAUGCAGGCGCAAGCCACAGUGGUGGGGGCUCCCCAGCUAUCCAUGUUUGCUCUGUUCCAACACAUAGUCUCCAGAGAGGGGAUCCCGGGGCUGUACCGGGGCAUUGCCCCCAACUUUAUGAAGGUCAUCCCGGCCGUCAGCAUCAGCUACGUGGUGUACGAGAACAUGAAGAGGGUGCUGGGGGUGGUGUCCAAGUGAGAGGAGAGGAAACCGGCACCAUUCAGGCUGCAGGUCGGAGGAGGAGCUGUGUGGGGAGCUGUAGGUGACCUGGAGCUAACAUGGCUCAGCUUUAUCAAACCGAAGGGCGCAGCCACAUUUUAACCUUUUUAAGAGUUCUAUAUUUUACUAUCUUGGAAACAGUGAAUCAGUGAAGGGCUCUUAUAAAGAAACCAUAGGACCUAAAGCACAGCUAUGACCAAAUGUUUACCUGGAAUGUUAGGACUGAAGAAAUGAACAUCAUUUAGAUGCUAAUCAAAGGAAGUACCGGGGAGCCCUAAUAGCAGUACAGUAUUUUAUUUUAGAUUUCGAAAUGUCACAUUUUUCAAUUUGUCCAUUUUAUUUGUUUAAAUA